Molecule: messenger RNA, 431 nt
Organism: Owenia fusiformis
Lineage: Eukaryota; Metazoa; Annelida; Polychaeta; Sabellida; Oweniidae
Source: the annotation of a GenBank genome assembly
ACUUCAUCCAGAUCGUACAUACUUCGGUGAAUUUUGUGAAAACUUGGAUGGUGGGUAUUGUCCUCCUAUCUCUGGUCAAUGUUCCGCAACAUGUGGCGGAGGUACCAGGGAGAUUUCAGAACAAUGUGCGUGCCCCAGUCCCAGGGGAGAUGGCGCUGUGUGCAAGGAAGGCCUUGACUAUAAGCGCACUAUACCCUGCAAUACAAAUCCUUGUCCUAUUAUCCAGUGUAGAACCGCAACUGAAAUCAAAUUGAGUUGUCCUGAAGGAACAGCAAUAGGUUUAUUGUCUGUGGUAUAUGGCUACGGGAAUGCGCUUUGUAGUGGGGUCCAACGAGGUUGCGGUGCAUCAAGGGCAUUCAAAAAUCUAAACAGCAAAUGUAGACUGGCUAGAGGCCAAAGGGAAUGUGUAAUUCCAGUUGAAGAUAGAGAUA